Molecule: messenger RNA, 2272 nt
Organism: Danio rerio (zebrafish)
Lineage: Eukaryota; Metazoa; Chordata; Actinopteri; Cypriniformes; Danionidae
Gene: plekha8
Product: pleckstrin homology domain containing A8
Biological process (GO): intermembrane lipid transfer; ceramide 1-phosphate transport
Cellular component (GO): cytoplasm; Golgi apparatus
Molecular function (GO): lipid transfer activity
Source: RefSeq, marked provisional
AAGAAUUAUCUCGAGUUUCUCAAAGCGGCUGUGUUGAGUUCGGUCUUGCCACGACAAAGUAAUGAAUUGUCAAGAGGGGGUCAACCAUGGAGGGAGUUCUCUAUAAAUGGACCAACUAUAUUAGUGGUUGGCAGCCACGUUGGUUCGUUCUUGAGGGAGGGACUCUUUCCUAUUAUGACUCUCAAGAAGAUGCUUGGAAAGGAUGCAAAGGGAGCAUUAAAAUAUCUGUGUGUGAAAUACAAGUUCACCCAUCAGAUUUCACGAGGGUUGAUCUGAUCAUUCCAGGAGAACAAUACUUUUAUCUCAGGGCAAUUAAUGCAGCAGAAAGGCAGAAAUGGCUUGUGGCAUUAGGGACUGCGAAAGCCUGUCUCACAGACAACCGAACCAAGAGAGAGAAGGAGCUCCAGGAAAACUCGGAGGCUCUGAAAACAAAAAUGUCAGAGCUGAGGCUUUACUGUGAUCUUCUUCUUCAGCAAGUGAACAAAAUACAAGAAAGCCCUCUAGCAGAGACGUCAGCUGGUUCUGGCGAGGGAGGGGACGAGACUGGAAAUCUAGUGAAGUCCACAUGCACCACCUUCUUGAAGACUCUGGAGGAGUGUAUGCACAUUGCUAGUCGGACCUUCAAUCCAGACCUUCUCAGUCGAACCCCUCCAGGCUCUCCUUCUGUAGCUACCAUCAAACCUCAGAAAAUCAAAUCUAACGAUCCCAAAAAUCUGCAUCCAGGAGAAACACGAAAAGACUUGAUAAACACCUCAGGAACAUCAGCACAUGAGAGUGGACCAGAUAAUGAACCACCUCCAUCUCCUCAAGAAAACAUAUCGACUGCUCAUACAGAAAGUGGUUUAAUGGAGGACCAAAAUGAUCUCAUUGAGCCUAAUAAUGGCUCUUCAUCAAGCACACAGGACCAUGAAGAACCUGUUGAAGAGCAACAGAAGGACGGAUCGACAGAAGAUGCAGACCACAGCCAAGAAGAACAACAGGAAGUCUCCAUGAGCCCAACACAGAACAAGCAAGAAGUCCAAGAAGACAUCCAGACUGACCUGGAGUUGAAUGAAACCCAAUCAGAGAACAAACAGGAAGAGGAAGAUGAAGAUAAGGUGGACACAUUCUUCAGUACCAUGAGCCACAGAUUUAGUGAUAUAAUACUGGAGGAGGACAGUGGUAUUCCCACACAGGCCUUUUUGGAUUCUUGCUAUGCUAUAGUACCAGUUUUAGACAAGCUUGGACCAACUGUCUUUGCUCCAGUUAAAAUAGAUUUUGUUGGAAACAUUAAGAAAAUUCAGCAGAAGGUGGUGUCAGAUCCGGAGAGUUUUCCCACCUUACAGAGCAUUGUGCUGCAUGAGGUGAAAACGGAAGUGGCGCAGGUGCGAAACUCGGCCACAGAGGCGCUCCUGUGGCUCAAACGUGGACUCAAGUUUCUCAAAGAAUUCCUCUAUGAAAUCAACACAGGGGUCAAGGACGUCCAAGGAGCUCUUUAUAAUGCAUAUGGAAAAACACUACGGCAGUAUCAUGGAUGGGUUGUUCGAGGUGUUUUUGCAUUGGCUCUAAGAGCUGCGCCUUCCUACGAGGGCUUCAUGGCCGCCCUGGUUUCUUAUGAAGGCGAUGAGCUGAAGGAGGGCUUUAGGACCGGCAUGCAUCGAGACCUGGACAUCUACCUGCCAGCUAUGGAGAACCAGCUCUCCAUCCUGGACACUCUCUAUGAAGAAUACGGCUUGGAAUCAGAUGAGAUUGUGUGACCAAUACCAAACCCACAGUGGUAAAAAUCCUGCUUCUGAUGGAGCUCAGCGGUUUCAGGAGUUUAAUCUCUCUGGUGUAACCGAAAAAAUGAAGUUAGUGUUAAAGGCCAUGAGGUUUCUGUAAGGGAUGUCCAGUUGGAUUGUGUCCGAAAACAUGGCAUCAGUAACAGUCAUUCCUGCAGAAUUUGAGUAGCCACAUCAAACAAAUAAUAAUAGAUGGAGCGCUUUGAUUCCAAGUGUUUUCAGGGAGCAGCAGUUUUUUUUUUCUUCUUUUCUAGAAACCUUCAAAUGUUUUGUUGACACUGGUUGUAGGUCUUUUCUUAAGCGUGUAUGCGUCAGAAGUCCAAAUGGCAGAUAUGGUAAAGAUUUUGUUUAGCUGGCAGUGAAGGUGUUAGUCGCAGUUUCUUUAUUCACAGUAAAAGUGCAAGAGUGCUUCAUAUUACGUUUCUUUAGAUGUUCACGUUUCAUUCAUUUUAGGCCAGCACAAAAUGGAGGCAUGCAGAGGCUUUUGGGAAUCACAAAACAAGUGAUUCAUA